This is a messenger RNA of Podospora bellae-mahoneyi, 1062 nucleotides long. RefSeq lists its product as uncharacterized. Gene Ontology annotation, biological process: D-amino acid catabolic process. Gene Ontology annotation, molecular function: D-amino-acid oxidase activity; FAD binding. Gene Ontology annotation, cellular component: cytoplasm. Bases 1 to 1062 code for a protein of 353 amino acids. Lineage: Eukaryota; Fungi; Ascomycota; Sordariomycetes; Sordariales; Podosporaceae. The record is from RefSeq and is a predicted model, not a curated record. The transcript has 3 exons.
AUGGCAAGACACAUCGCCGUCAUCGGCUCCGGCGUAACCGGCAUCUCCUCCGCCCUCCUCCUCCUCCGCGCCGGCCACCGAGUCACAAUCAUCGCAAAAGACUUCCCCGCCCCGUUUGAGACAAUCGACCCAAUCACCCAGAUCAACUACACCUCCCCCUGGGGCGGCGCCCUAUUCGAACACCCCCUCUCCAUCACCACCUUCUCCCACAUGAAGUCCCUCUUUGCAUCCCACCCAACCACCGCGGGAAUAACCUUCCUCAAAGGAGUCGAAUACCUCGAAUCCCCGGGACCCGAAUACUUAUCCCUCACCCCCGCCACCGCAGCAUCCCUCCAACUCCCUGGUUUCCGCCUCCUCCCCCAGUCGGAAUUCCCCGACCAGAAAGUGAAAUGGGGGUGCGAGUACGAGACCUACUGCGUCAACCCAAUGGUUUACUUAUCUUUUCUGCUGAGGAGGUUUGUUCACCGAGGGGGGAGGGUGUUGAAACAUGCGCUGAGGUCCCCGGUGGAGGUUUUCGCUCUGUCGGAGAGAUCAACCCCUUCCCUAAAAAACGGGGGGGUAGACGCCGUGGUUAACGCCUCCGGGUUCGGGUUCGGGGGGGAUGAAAAUAUGUUUAUCACACGGGGGCAGACAGUUCUCGUCGCGGAAGAGUGCGACGCUACUGUCACCCGACAAAAUGCCGACGGUUCGUGGACUUUCUGCGUGCCGAGGGGGUUUGAAGGGGGAACGGUGAUUGGGGGGACGAAGGAGGUUGAUGAUUGGGGGGUGGAACCCAGGCCGGAGACAAGAGAAAAACUGUUGGAGAUGUUCAAGGGGACGUGUCCUCAGAUACUAAAUGGGAAGGGGGAGUUUACCGUCAUGGGAGAUAUUGUUGGACGACGGCCUAGUAGGAGGGGUGGGCCCAGGAUUGAGGGGGAGGUGCUGGAAGGAGGGAAGGGGUUUGUGAUGCAUGCUUAUGGGUUGGGGGGGAGGGGGUAUGAGCUUUCUUGGGGCGUGGCUGAGAGGGUGGUGGAGGGGGUGGAGGGGUAUUUUAGGGGGUUGAGGGGGGAGAGUAAGAUUUGA